AUGGGAGAAGCACGCAGCGGCGGCCGCCAUUUCCUGGUGGGUUCCAUUGUUGAAGUGCUGGAAAAAGACGCAGGCGUGCGUUUAGUUUGCACCGUGGUCCCUCCGCCCAGAAAUAUCGAGCCCGAAAAUGAGGGGAAGCUUUACGUCAGGGACAGAGCUCUCUCGGCGCGCAGAGGCCGCUCGGGAUGCCUCUACGAGUUCGUGGACGUGUCCUCCGUGCGCCCGACGCCCCCUCCGCACAAGGCGAGCAAGCGCUUCGAGCUGAACGACGUCGUCGAAGCCUACUACAUUGGCGGCUGGUGGGAGGGCGUCGUAACUGCCGUGUCCGACGGCGGCGAGAGGUUCGUGGUGACUUUUGAAAACCCCCCUGAGCCUGACGAGCUUCGGUUUCCGCCGUCGAGUCUGCGGCCGCUCUGGGAUUGGGUCGAUGGGGUUUGGACCUGGCCUCAGAGAAAGGGGGAAAAUGGGGCCUUGAAGGUGGGAGAGAAGGUGGAAGUUUCGAUUGAUUUUGAUUUCGAUUUCGAUUUUGAUUUUAGGGUUGCUUGGUUUCCGGCGGUGAUUGUGAGGGGGAAUGGGGUUUAUUCGGUGGAAUUGAAGGAUAAAAAUGUUGAAUGUGUUGGUAUUAGGCCUCCCCUCCGGUUCUAG
Molecule: messenger RNA, 645 nt
Organism: Salvia splendens (bonfire salvia)
Lineage: Eukaryota; Viridiplantae; Streptophyta; Magnoliopsida; Lamiales; Lamiaceae
Product: protein AGENET DOMAIN (AGD)-CONTAINING P1
Exons: 1
Coding region: 1-645 (214 amino acids)
Source: RefSeq, a predicted model, not a curated record